GCGGGCGUGGAGUGUGUUGUUUGUGUUUUUGUCCACUAUAAAAUCAGUUAUGUCGUGAAAUGUGCGAAAAUAAUGCGAAUUUAUUUUAUAGAAAUAUACUUUCGAAUUAUGACUAUAGAUUGGAUGUGGUUGUGUGCAAAUGAAGUGACAUAAUUGAUUUACCAGCGAAAAAUCCAACUUCAGGGAACACCAUGACGAGCUACUACAUUACAUUGCUGUUGGUGCGCGUAGUGCUGCCAGGGGCUCUCCUGUUUAGUAUAGCACUUCGACCUUUCGGCCUCUCCAUGGUAUAUCUCCUGCUGUACUUAAUAGCACCCCUACCACAAGUACCAACGGCAAGCACAGUAACCGGUUUCCGCGGCAAGUUCCUGCUGUUAACAUUGGUGUCGUCGAUCCUACUGCUGCUCUCGCACGUGGUAUGGCACACGGUACUGGCGGCGUUCGCUCCGUAUGGAACGCUGCUGGACGAGCACCACCUGCUGCGGAAGAUAGGCCUCAACCUCGGCCUCGUCUCUUACAGCAGCAUCGACCCGCUCAUGGCCGUCCACUACAUCGCUCCUGAGCUGUUUAUGACCGGUACAUCUGUGGUGGUGUUCGUGGCAACCAAGAGACUCCUAACAACGAAGGCCGGAGAGACGCCCAAGAAAGAUGACAAAUAUCAAAAGUUUCCUCUUCUUACGUCUACUGGAAAAUACAUUUGCCUGUUCCUGAUCAUGUUCUCUGGUAUCCUUCGUCCGAGCGUCACGUCUGGGUUGUACUUUCUGGUGUUCAUGGGCGCGGCGACGGCGUGGGCGCUGGGCAAGCCGCUGGAGAAGGGCUUCGCUGUAGUCGGCCGCUGCGUCAUGGCUAUCAUGGCUAUACACGUCAUAGUGCUGCUGGUCUAUCAAUGCGAGUGGCUUAUCGAAUUCUACGCGCCCGAUAAUGAUUUUGCCAGAUAUUUCGGCCUAACAAAGCUAGUAGAUAUCAACGAAACCGUCAGUCACAGUUUUACUUACGAAGUAACGGACGAUGGACACUGGGCCACGCUAGCGAGUCCUCUAGUCAUACUUUUCACCUACUACGUACUCGCCAUAGAAUCGAGAGAGCUGUUUAAACCAAAGACGAAAAAAAAAAGCGCGUUGACGGGUAUAGAGAGCGGUAAGCUGAAUGGCUCUCUGAUGCGGGGCGUAUCCUUCCAUCGAGCAAGCCGACGAACCGCCCGCGACAAAUGGAAAAGUGCCACUAAGCGAGCCCGAAUGAGUCAACUGAUCAGAACGGUGAGCCCUACCAAACGGUGGUCGAGCAUUCGCUCAGGGUCCACUAUGCGGCAACUGCAUCAAGACUCCAUGGGGUCUGUGCUCGUCACUGAUGAUGAAUCCGGGUAUGCUGAUGAUGAGCCAACCCUUGUAGACGAUAUCCUCGCUGCGAUCGUAGAUUUCUUCCAAGUUAUUAUCAGGUCAUCAUACAUAGCGACAACAAUAACGAUGAUGGCGUGGAGUAUAAUGUACCAUUCGUGGCUGACUUUCGUGUUCCUAAUGUGGGCGAACAUUGUAUGGCUGUGUCAGGAUCAGAGGUCGUUUAUGUUGAAGACCAGCCCCGUUCUGGUGAUAUAUGCCAUGCUGCUUCUACUUUCACAGUAUGUGUUUGGAAUGAAUCUCACUGAAGACGAACUGCCUUCUAAUAUUACGGAAGUAAAUCUCCGGCAAAUCGGGCUGGGUCGUACAGAAGGCGAGCCGUGCGUUCCCCUGCUCAUCAAGUCUCUGUUCACGUGCAUGUUCUGGGUGACGCUACGUCAACGCGUCCAGGAGAUCCGGGAGCGACGUCAGUCUACCGUCAUCACCGACAUGGCUGCGCCGCUGCAGCUCACUGUGUCUACUGCGGCUAGUGUAAUAGAGGCCCAGAAAGAAGAUGGCAACAGAUCCCGUUUGCUCCGCGUGUUGGGAGAGUUCCUACGAGCGGCGUGUGCGCGGUACUGGAUCUAUGUGGUGGUUAUCAUGCUGUUUGUCAUCGGAAUCACCGGUGAACGCAUGACCAUAUUCAGGAUCAUCUAUAUGUUCCUAUUCCUCGCAUUCAUACUUAUGUUCCAAAUCAGUUGGUACUGGUGGAGGCGGCUGAUGACCAUAUUCUGGGUGGUGGUUAUCGUGUACUCGAUGAUCAAUCUCAUACUCAUAUACGUGUACCAGUUCGACAACUUCUCAAAGACCAUAGAGCAUUAUCUUUACAUCAACGAGAAAUUACAACACGACUUAGGACUGGAGCCGUACCACCCGGCGGACUUGUUCGUGAAACUGUUGACACCCACGCUGUUCCUCAUCAUAACUAUCAUGCAGGUCCACUACUUCCACAAGGACUUCAUCGCUUUCUCCGAACCCAAAUCCAAUUCCAGCAAAGGAGCUGAAUCGAGUAGACCUAGUCAAGGUGGUGCAUCUACGAUGAAGGAUGACAUACCACAACUUCCAAUGGAAGACGAUCACCCUCAAGCUUCAGCGCGGGAAAGUUCUUUAGCUGAUGACCAGUCGAUGGAGUUAUCCUCCAAUACAAAAAGGAAAUCGCUGCGGUCGCAAUCGCGGUCGUACGCGGCGACGAGCGCUCGUCCGUCGAUAGCGUUCAGAUCGUGGGUGGCGAUGCAGUUCGUCCUCUGGCGGGACCGUGUCUACGCUUGGACUGACAAAGUGUUCCUAUACCUGGACCUACACCUCAUCAAGAUCAUCAUGCUGGCGUUGAUGCUGCUCUGUGUUUUUAAUGUAUGCGCGAUGCACGUACCAAUAAUGCUGAUGAUCUGCCCGGCGUUGCUGCUCACGCGACAGAAGCAGCGGUAUUGCGUGCUCAUAGUAUCCACCCUCAUCAGCGUAUACUUCAUGGCCAAAAUGGUCUACCAAAUCGAAUACAUUAAACACGAUUACUUUGACGUCAACUGCACCACUGUUAGCGUGAAUAACACGGAAAACUUCACAACGUACAAUAACGCCGAGUGGAUUGGGUUCGUAAAGGCUAAUCACAAGAAACCCCUCGUCGUACUAUUGAAAGGAUACAUCGGCCUAAUCGCUAUAUUCACGUUCUACUCGCUCGUAGUAUAUAGACAGAAGACGCACAGGGAGCUUCACAACUUGUCUUCGGAAAAUGAUGAUAUAAUGUUCCCCGAGGUUCGCCGCAGGGACGCAGACAGAGAUUUAAUAUUCUGCAUCAAAUAUCUGAUGAACUACGGCUUCUACAAGUUCGGAGUAGAGAUCACCCUGAUGUGCCUUAUGGGCGUCAUCGGGUCCCGGAUGGAUGUGUACGCAGUGAUCUACGCAGCAUGGCUGUUGGUACUAGUGUCAGUGCGGCGGAAGACACAGGCGAGGUUGUGGUGGCCAUUCACACUGUUUGUCACCGUCGUCGUCCCCAUACAGUAUCUGAUAGCUGUUGGGUUUCUUCCCCAGUUCUGCGUCACUUACCCUUGGAGUGGCACUACACAGCAAAUGAAACACAUCCGCAACUGGCUCUUCCUUCCGUACCCUCUGGAACCACCGCAUGCGAUCAAGCUCAUCUUCGACUAUUUCCUACUUGUUUUCGCGACGUUGCAACUCCGAGUGUUCGGUAUUGAGAAAACGCACGGCGACAGCUACUCUGGAGGAUCCAACUCCGAAGACAUCGGCAAGGACUGGGAAACGCCUCAUUUCUCCAACCCUGUACCGGAUUUCCUAGGAUUUGUUGGAACGUGGUUGGACGUCCUCAAACGCAUGGUGUUCCUGGGCAUGCUGUGGGUGACGCUGGCAAUCAUGUUCAUGACGGGCACCAACCGCGUCAACCUCUUCUCUAUGGGAUACCUCAUUGGUUCUUUCAUCUUCCUCUGGCAGGGAACCGACUUCUAUCUCCUGCCUAAAGACGCUAUAUUACAGUGGUGGUCAUGGCUGCUCCGGUACAACGUAACCGUGGUGGUAAUCAAGACGCUCCUACAGAUUCCGGGUUGUAUCUUCGGCGCCGUGAUGCAGGAGCACGCCUGCUGGUUGGUCCAACUUUUAGGUAUCGGCUGCGUGGACAAAUUCGCCGGCGGCAACAUCGCUAGGUUUAUCAAGAUGGACUACGUGAAGGAGGCAGCAUGUUCCGUGCCACAAGAAGACAUCGGCCUGGCGUGGGACGGAGUGUGCUUUGCGUUCCUGAUACUACAGCGACGACUGUUCUAUAGCUACUAUUUCUACCGCGUCAUCGACGAGAGCAAGGCUACUACUGUGCUCGCUUCUAGAGGGGCAGAAUUGAUAGAAGAACUGCGUCUCAAACAAAUGCGAUUGCAAGAAGAACAAGAGGUAAAGAUAUUGGAGAAAAUUAAGGUGAAGAUGGAACGGAUUAAAGCUAACCAAAGGAAGAUUCAAGGCAUCACCAAAGAACCUCGACAUCACGACGCAGGAAGUGAACCGGGACCACCUGGGGUUAGGCGUCGAGUUUUUACGAAGCGGCACGAAGAGUACGAUUGUCCGCCGUACAGGCCGCCUACCAGCCACCAGAAGGCGGUUCGAUCUGGAGACUACUAUAUGUUCGAUGAGUUCGACGAUACGGACAUGCCGAUGAAGGAACAAGACAAGGAUGAGGAAGAUGAAGAGGGACCAAAGGAAAUGGGACUCGGCAAGUUGCUAUCGACGGUGAUCAAGACCGACCUGAAGCACGCGAUGUCGAUGCGGCGUGCGUCGGCGCCAGCCGUGCGCUCCACUAGGCGCCUCUCGCUCUCCAGUCACCCGCACUCAUAUGCGCACGAGACUCGAGGCAGGUCUCCGGGGCCGGUGCAAGAACAAGACAUCAAUAUGGAAAUGGCAGAGCCGCCGCCUGACUCCGAGUUUGAUGACUCUGGCAUGCCACCAGAAAACGAGACGUGGUUCGACAAGCUACGCCGGUAUAUGGACACGGUGUGGGCGUUCAUAUCAAGCUUCCUGGUGUCCCUGACGCGGCAGCUCAUGCGGCACUCGCGGGACUACCGAUAUGUCUCCCGCACGCUCACACUCGAAAAGAAAGUACUCAAGGAGAAAGAAGGAUUCGGAAUCGGGUUACGGGAAGGCUCGCAGAUGAGGUGGGAACCCCUUCCAGAGACGCUGGUUCACCGCCGUAAGUUAAGCGAAAUCUCGGUGCCGGAGAUCCGCAUACUGGCGCCCAGCAUGGAGCGCGGGCUGGACGCGUCACCGCCGCGCUCCCCGCCCGGCACCCCCUCCGAGCCCAACAUAUCCGACGACGAUACUUCCGAACACGAGAGCGCGUUUAGCUUGCAGUCUACCGAAAGCAAGGAUGUGUCGCUAUUGGAAGAGCAAGACGACUCGAUGUUCAAGCACGAACGAUCGCCGUUUGUUCACCUCGUGUACGCGCUAUGGUACGCCAUACUUGCGCAUACGGACAUCGUCUGCUAUAUCAUGGUGUUUAUUAAUCAGAUUCAAUCGGCGACUAUUCUAUCGAUCCCGCUGCCGCUAAUGGUGUUUUUGUGGGGUACUCUCACCAUACCGCGACCGACGAAGACUUUCUGGGUCACACUUAUUGCGUACACCGAGGUAAUAGUGCUUAUAAAGAGCAUGUUCCAAUUCGAGAUCCUGCCGUGGAACCAGAAGGCGAUCCCUGCGAACAUGCCCUUCACCGCACCGCGCAUCAUCGGCAUCGAGCGUAAACAGAACUAUGCGCUCUACGACCUGUUGCUGUUGCUGAUCAUCUUUUUGCAUAGGUUUAUGUUGAAAUCUCUAGGGCUAUGGAAGGAGACGACACCAGAGAUCGAACUCCGCGAGGAUAUGGAGUUCGAACUGAAGCCUGAGGACACACAGAUGUUGGUCGAGGGUCGCGGCACUGAGGUCGGCAAGAAAUACGUCAAACUUCACGACGAGACUGGCCCUAUAACUAACGAGGAGAUGGCUGGGAUGGGCGGUGAUAGUAAUAUGGACAACGGUGACCGUCGUAUGCAGUUGCGGGAGUCGGAAUUACGACCCGGACCGUCGAAGCCAUCUGAAGACGACCAUUAUAAAGUAGACGAUGAUCAAGAGCCAAUAAUAGCCGUGACGACUGUUAUGGACGAGACGUACUCGCAUUUUCCGGGAGUUAUAUGGCUGUCGAUCAAGCGGUACCUCCGUCCAACGCAGCGGUUCUUCCAACGCAUGCUGGCGCCGGGCGCGCGCGUCACUGCAGACGUGUACGCGUACAUGUUUCUCUGCGACUUCUUUAAUUUCUUAGUCGUUAUAUUCGGUUUCGCUGCCUUUGGGACUCACCAAGGCGACGGCGGUGUGCAAGCGUAUCUAGAAGAGAACAAAGUACCCAUUCCGUUCUUAGUGAUGUUGAUCCUACAGUUUGCUCUGAUCGUGAUCGAUCGGGCACUCUAUCUACGCAAGUUUAUGCUCGGAAAGAUACUCUUCCAAUACGCACUUAUCAUCGGAGUACACAUAUGGAUGUUCUUUGUGCUUCCAUUCAUCACUGAGAGGACAUUCAACACGCUACCGCCGCCGCCAAUGUGGUACAUGGUGAAGUGCAUCUACCUCCUGCUGUCGGCGUAUCAGAUCCGCUGCGGGUACCCGCGCCGCAUCAUCGGCAACUUCCUCUGCAAGUCCUAUCGGUUCCUCAACAUGGUCUUCUUUAGAGGGUUCAUGGCGGUACCGUUCGUGUUCGAGUUGCGCACGCUCAUGGACUGGAUAUGGACGGACACGUCGAUGACGCUCAUGGACUGGCUCAAGAUGGAAGACAUAUUCGCUAAUGUCUUCUUACUCAAGUGUUCUCGGUACGUGGAGGACGAAUUCCCCCAGCCGCGCGGUGUCAAGAAGUCCACCAUCGCCAAGUACCUGCUGGGAGGCAGCGUGCUCGCCUUCGUCAUCGCCAUCAUCUGGUUCCCGCUCGUGUUCUUCGCGUUCGGCAACACGGUCGGAGAGCCGAACCCACCGACCGACGUGACAGUGAAGAUCCGCAUCGGACCGUUCCUCCCCGUAUACCAGAUGUCGGCGCAAUCGCACAAUAUUGAUUUAUUUACAGAACAAGACUACGCGCAGCUGAGCAACAUGUACGCGCGCGACCGCACGGCGCAGACGUUCCUCUCCAACUAUAUAUACAACGAUGUGGCGGUUGUAACUAUCAACCCCAACUCCACCAUGAAGUGGGAGAUCUCGCCACCAGAGCUGGACCGCCUCGAGAUGGAGGCCGAGUCGAAUGCGACUCUGAAAGUGAAAUUCACUUUCGUGAUAACGCAUCCAAGCAAUACUGCUCAGAACCCGCCGACUAUAGAGGAUCAUCGAGAGGUGGAACUACCGGCGUAUGUAGCUGGCCACAGGAAUCCCGAGCGAGAGACGCUCUAUAAGAUGCUUGUCAACACGUCUGCUCCAGAUACUUGGUUGAACGUGGAAACGUUAUUCCCGAAGUUUUUGAAAGUGUUCAAUAAAGGCACCGCGAAACCAGCUUACCAACUGAUGCCGUCUACUGGCUUCGAUGAGGAUCCUUUUGUGAUCGAAGAUACGCGCCUUUACCGCAACGUUCAACUGCGGCUGGAAAGAAAUAGGAACUCCAUGUAUUGGCGGGUGCGAGAAAAGUGUUCAGACUCGGACCAACUAGCGGCGCUGCCAUUGAACAACUGCGACAUGCUCGUCAUGUACACGUUCAACGAUAAACUCUUCCCUGAAACUCUUAAUUUCAUAUCUGGAGGCGGAAUCAUCGGAUUGUACACCACAUUCGUAUUCCUGGCCUCCCGCGUGAUCCGCGGAUUCUUCUCCGGAAUCUACACCAAGAUCAUGUUCGACGACUUGCCAAACGUCGAUCGGGUCUUGCAACUCUGCUUAGACAUCUAUUUGGUGCGAGAGGCUCUCGAGCUUGCACUUGAAGAAGACUUGUUCGCAAAGCUAGUGUUCCUGUAUCGCUCACCAGAAACUAUGAUAAAAUGGAGUCGGCCCAAAGAGGACGAGAACGAAGAACAUCAGCAAGCACUGCCUCCUUCGCGCUGAAUCUAAUUUGUGCAAAUGCUUUUACGAUUUUUAAUACCAAGAUUGACGGCAUACGAGUCAUUGCCAACUAAUUCUGGCGUGAGUGGCACGUUAUGAUUAAUCACGAUCGAUAUGCCGAAAACGUCCAAUGUUAUGUAUAAUUAUAAUUACUGCCGUUACUAGCGCAAUGCCUAUGCACUGCACCAUCUCGGCAUGCGAUAGAUACGUAAGUUGUACAGUAUGAUGUAAGAAUAAUUGGUGCACACUUCAAAACUUUUCCCCUUACUUAUGUUAACUAAAUUGUAAGCUAUGCACGGCAAAUAUUCCAGUACUUUUCUCACUAGUAUCCUAAAUGUGCACGUGCGAUGCCGGAGCAUUUAGUAAGUACUUAAUUUACAUAUUCUUGGUUCAUUCCUAGGAGAAAAUAAAAAGCUCUCUUGCUCUAUUGAAACUGAUAUUAAGUAUGCAUAAUUUAUCCUUAGAUUAAGUCAACGAUCUGAUGUCACUCGCAUACAUCAGUUACCAAGAUAAGUCCUUCCCAAUUCUAAUGUUUAUCGCAAACAGUGUCUUUGUGUUUACAGAGUUAUCUUUAUGAAAUAACAUACGAUUUCGAUCACACGCCAUCAGCCAUUAUGAUUGACAGUUUUUAUUAAUUUAUUAUUAUGUGUUUUUGAAACAUGUAAGUCAUUAAUUUAUUGUCGUUAUACCUACAUACAAGGUGUACAUAAAGUAGGUUUUUUAAUUUAUUUAUGUCUCAGAUGCAGGAUAAAACCAUGUUGUUGAGAACGAUCAAUAAUCAAGCACUUCCAAUAAAUAAAAUAUACCUCAAUUUAUAGAAUUAAAGUUGAUCAAUGCAUUUGAUAUUUUAUAAAUUUUAUUAAAGUAAGGAGGAUUAAUUGUACACUUUUGUAUUGUGAUUGUUGUGUUAAGUUGCAUUUAAUGUUGUCGAUUUGUGAUAAUAAAAGUCAUAUAAAAUGUUAAAA
Pectinophora gossypiella (pink bollworm) is the source of this 8860-nucleotide messenger RNA. It is a transcript of the gene Piezo, whose product is annotated as piezo-type mechanosensitive ion channel component. The coding region runs from base 192 to 7898 and encodes 2568 amino acids. The record is from RefSeq and is a predicted model, not a curated record. The transcript is spliced from 55 exons. Lineage: Eukaryota; Metazoa; Arthropoda; Insecta; Lepidoptera; Gelechiidae.